CCGGGUCGUUAUCCAACAAGGAAGUGUCACUUUAAUUUCCAUACUUAUUUUUAGUUUUUAUCUCACUUUGAAACUCAAAACGGGGUCUAAUGAAUACUUUGUUGCGGCGCUGGAUGCUGCGGCGGGUCCAAAAGUGGAGAGGGUUCCAUGUCGGCACUCCGAUGGCGACUUUUGACGUGAGAAAAGUUGAAUUAACUCCCUUGGAGCAGCGAAAGCUCACUUUCGACUCCCACGCCAUGGUGAUGGAGCUGGCGAGUAGUGGUUUGGACAAACGUCAGGCCGAGCUCAUCGUAUCCGCUCUGGUGACGUUGGCGACGGCCAACAUGGAUAUCGUCUACAAAGACAUGGUGACCAAGUCGCAUCAGGAAAUUGCGCUGCAGCAGAUCAUGGCCCACCUGGACGCCAUCAGGAAGGACAUGGUGAUUCUGGAGAAGAGCGACUUUGCCAACCUGCGCUCUGAGAAUAUAAAGAUGAAGCGAGAACUGGAGCAGCUGCAGAAUCGACUAAAAGAGGAAAGUGAAAAAGUCAGAGCGGAAACCAAGCUGGACAUCAACCUGGAGAGAAGUCGUGUUUCUGACAUGUUCACAGAACAGGAUAGGAAACUAAUGGAGGCCAACACAGAGUUCCAUCAAAAGAGAGCCGAGCUAGAACAUGACAACAUGGAGACUAGCAAGAAGAUGGACCUCCGGGUGGCUUCACUCAAAACGAUCCUGGAGUCACUCAAGCUGGAGACCAUUCGCUACCUCGCAGCGACGGUGUUUUCCUGCCUCGCAAUUUCUCUGGGGGUUUAUCGGCUGUGGAGGUGACAAGAGUGCCAUCUUCAUUUGGCUCACAAAAUAGUUCCAGCUGGAAAUACUUCUUUUAAACGUUAUUUUUUUAAGUGGAAGCUUCAGAUAUUUUACAUCAGGAUCAUUGAUAUGGAACAUUAGUUUACAAAUUUUUUUAUGGAAAUAUGACAUUCAUGAGUUGCUAACCAUGAUUUUUUGAAGUAAAACUAUGAGCAAGUUU
Hippocampus comes (tiger tail seahorse) is the source of this 1008-nucleotide messenger RNA. RefSeq names its product coiled-coil domain containing 90B (gene ccdc90b). The transcript is spliced from 9 exons. The record is from RefSeq and is a predicted model, not a curated record. The coding region runs from base 90 to 806 and encodes 238 amino acids. Gene Ontology annotation, cellular component: mitochondrion. Lineage: Eukaryota; Metazoa; Chordata; Actinopteri; Syngnathiformes; Syngnathidae.